AUGGAUGUUCCCCCGAGGUUCUUUCGCAGCCCACGACUGGUUUCACCCUUCUUGGGGCUCAUCAGUUAUUCUCAAUCCCCGAGUGUCCGUCAACCUUAUGUUCUACUUGAACGUCAUAAACGAGAAAUUCGGCUGGAUUGCAGUAUGACAUCAAUGUUCAACACCGAUGCUUCGGAGCAAUUCAGCCAUAAUUUAUUUGAAAGCCUUAAUUUUAGGAAGAGAAUAAAAGUGGAUGAAGGGGGGCUAAUGCUAUCCUACCACAAUCAUUCCGAUGUGCCUACACCCCCAGGCACUCAUGCUGACAAUCUGGAUUGA
Molecule: messenger RNA, 315 nt
Organism: Opisthorchis viverrini
Lineage: Eukaryota; Metazoa; Platyhelminthes; Trematoda; Opisthorchiida; Opisthorchiidae
Exons: 4
Coding region: 1-315 (104 amino acids)
Source: RefSeq, a predicted model, not a curated record